Pochonia chlamydosporia 170 is the source of this 540-nucleotide messenger RNA. RefSeq lists its product as hypothetical. The record is from RefSeq and is a predicted model, not a curated record. Bases 1 to 540 code for a protein of 179 amino acids. The transcript has 3 exons. NCBI's taxonomy places the organism in Eukaryota, Fungi, Ascomycota, Sordariomycetes, Hypocreales, Clavicipitaceae.
AUGAAUAUUAUCUUUACUAUCGUACUAUCGUACUAUCGUACUGCGAAGUAUAGUUUCUGGCGUAAAAUCGAUAUUAUACUUUUUUGCCUAAGUAUACUUACUAUUCAUAUAGACAGGUAUGCGCCAGAGAUCGCCAGCGACACCAUGCCGGCAAGUCGUUGUUUGUGCCAAUCAAGUCGCAACAGCGGAUGCUUGGCGGUGAGAAGGUCAGUCGUAAUUCUAUUCAAAAUGGCUAUGACCCUACCUUUACGAGAGACUCCACGCUCAAUGCUCUUUUGGUCUCAGAAUAAAAGUCCGCUCCAACCGGGCAACUUUGUAUCUAGUGCUCCUGUGCGGCCUGGCAACCACUCACAGAGCUUCACAUUGCCGAAUGCAUCGACUAGAAUAUUUGAACAAUUAAGCUGGGUAUGCUCGAGACAAUUGGAGUCCAAGUAUAUCACUCCCUUGACGACCUUUUUGUUUUUAGUAGUGAGAAUUUUCCCUGUCAGUCAGAAACUUACCUGCCCCAAUAUAGAUGCCAAUCGUAUAUCUGUCGGAUAA